UUGUUUAAUUCUCAUUAUGACAGCUUCUUCCCGGAUUUAAUUACAAAAGUUCAUCAUGACGGAUUCCAAGUAUUUCACAACGACCAAGAAGGGUGAGAUCUAUGAGUUAAAGGCAGACCUGAACAGCGACAAGAAGGAAAAGAAGAAAGAAGCUGUGAAGAAAGUUAUCGCUAGUAUGACGGUCGGCAAGGAUGUUAGCUCCCUCUUUCCUGAUGUGGUGAACUGCAUGCAAACUGACAACCUGGAGUUGAAGAAACUUGUGUAUCUCUACUUGAUGAACUACGCCAAGAGCCAGCCUGACAUGGCUAUUAUGGCAGUCAAUACAUUCGUCAAGGACUGCGAGGACACCAACCCACUGAUUCGUGCUCUAGCAGUGUGCACCAUGGGCUGCAUCUGAGUGGAUAAGAUCACAGCAUACCUGUGUGACCCGCUGCGUAAAUGCCUGAAGGAUGAAGACCCCUAUGUGCAGAAAACUGCCGCAGUAUGUGUAGCUAAGCUGUAUGAUAUCAACCCACAGCUUGUUGAGGAUCAGGGAUUUAUUGAUCAACUGAGGGACCUUUUGACUGCAUCAAACCCAAUGUAAAAGCUCACCAUAUCCAAAGAAGAUGAAGAGAUCUAACUACAUGCAAGACUGCUGAACCCACUCUCCAAUGAAAGGAACCAAGUAGAUGUCUGAGACCUGGAGUUCCUAACAAUGUACCAAGAGUCUGAUAAAUGAAUUGCUCACUCCUUGAUAAAAGCUACAGACAGAUGCCAAUGUCGGAUGAAGACUACCACUCCAAAAGUAGAUGCAUGAUGUCCAUGCUGCCCAGUGUCAAAGUACAACGAUGUCUUCCAAAACAAAAGCGAGAGUUGUCAUCUCCACAGAGAUCUACUCAUCAACCAAGUAGAUGUCUGAGACCUGCAGUUGAUGAGCUUCCUAACAAUGUACAAAGAGUCUGAUAAAUGAGCUGGUCUCUCCUUGAUAA
Asterias rubens (European starfish) is the source of this 968-nucleotide messenger RNA. RefSeq names its product AP-1 complex subunit beta-1-like. The record is from RefSeq and is a predicted model, not a curated record. Gene Ontology annotation, biological process: intracellular protein transport; vesicle-mediated transport. The transcript is spliced from 7 exons. Lineage: Eukaryota; Metazoa; Echinodermata; Asteroidea; Forcipulatida; Asteriidae. Gene Ontology annotation, cellular component: membrane coat.